This is a messenger RNA of Trichoderma aggressivum f. europaeum, 1881 nucleotides long. RefSeq lists its product as uncharacterized. The transcript has a single exon. The record is from RefSeq and is a predicted model, not a curated record. NCBI's taxonomy places the organism in Eukaryota, Fungi, Ascomycota, Sordariomycetes, Hypocreales, Hypocreaceae. Bases 1 to 1881 code for a protein of 626 amino acids.
AUGUCUUCAAAAAAUCUGAGGCAAAAUCCAGUCUUCCGGGAGCUUGCGGACAUACUACGAUAUACCGACGUAUGUCCGAAUCCUCAAGACUCCGAUUUCGAAACCUGUCGAGCAAAGAGAGUUGACGGUGGGAGGUGCAGAAACCCUCCAUGCAGACGGGAGGAACGAUGGCACGUUCACAGCCUGCUGCCUGAAUUACGAGAGAUAUCGGAAUUUCCCGAUGCUGAGAGUUUCUACGACAAGAUGGAAACUUUCAUCACCUACUCGCAUUGCAAGAGGUGGCAUCGCCAAAGAGCCCUCGAUGCAUUCGCCGAGUGGAAGAGAGAGCGGAUACUCAAUAAAUCCACCUCAAGGCAACGGCCAACGCCAGUUGCACGGCAAAGAUUAUCGGCAAACUUGAGCUCAAGGUCUACACCAUCGGUGCAAUCCUUCAGUACAUCGACUAUAGAGCCAAUAACUGAGGCCGCACUACAACUUGUACCCUCAACGCCUACGCGAUUCGUACCUUCAUCAGCUAGCGCCACAUCAGAUGACGACAGCUCUUUCGUCGACAGCAUUGCAGAGUCUCGUUCGGUUAGUAGCAACACCACUUUCAUGAGCUCUCUGCCCAAUACUCCCCAGCGUAAUGGGACAAUCUCCAGAUUUAACAUCGAGGAUGUUGCUGAGGAAGAAUCCGUUACCGAAGUUGUCCCUGAGGACAGCAUUGUCAUCGAAGACAUUGUUUAUGAAGAGGUUGCUGUUGUCCAAGAGGUUGUUGCUAAAGAAGAAACUGUUCGAGACAACAUCAUCGUUCCAAAUAUCGGGCAAGAGGAUGAUAUUGAGAUAUCUACUGGCCUAAACACUACCAUUUCAGAGAGAGAAGACAGCCAUGAAAGAGACGACAAUGUCAUUCAAGGGCUUGGGAUUACUGGUAUUCAACGUAGUGGAUCGAUACGAGACCACUCGCCGGUAUUCCAAGUCAUCAGUUGCCAUCCCACGCCGGAGAAGAUGAAAGAGGGCGUUAUAUACAUCCUCGAACAUCAGGAGAACCCUUCACUAUUUAAGAUUGGCUGGUCGAGUAAGAGCGCUGAGGAGAGAUUGCACCAUCCGAAUAACUGCUAUGGAAUCAACACGAAGAUUAUUUAUGAGACAAAAAGAUUCAUCGGUGCUCCUCAGGCUGAGCGGAUUGCUCAAGUCAUACUCCGGCAUGUCAACAUUCGUGUUUUAGAAUGCUUCAAUUGCCAAGGAGGGCAUAGAGAGUGGUUCAUUGCACCAAGAGAAACAGUACGCGAGACGGUAAUGCAGGUCAAAGAAUUUCUCCAGAUGCCUGCAUACACUCUGCAAAAUGGAGAGUACAAAUUAUCGCUAGAAGCAUAUGAUCGCGUUGUCAAGGAAAUGUGCGACUUCUCAGUGACGCGACUGGGUGAGCUGAUGCGUGGGCCCAAAGAAAGUCACAAGGAGACUCAGACCACAAUCGACGCGUCGAUUGAAACCAUACUGACACCUUUGGCUCAAAUUACCGAUGAGCCAGAGCAAAUAUCUCGUCCCAAUACUGGCAAUGGGCUUUCAGAGACGCAUGAAGCCAACAAAAGUCUCGUUUCCACUGUCAUUUCCAUUGCUUCGCAUGAAACCCAGUCUCAGAAACUGUCCGCGGGGGUAAAGUUGGCAAGGAAAGUGAAGCGCCUCUUCUCAGUCGGUGAUUCAGUCAAGACGUAUCUUCUGCGACCUCGAGAGCUAAGGCGUGAGCCGGACGGCAAUUCCAAACGCCCAUUUGGUUCGGUCUUUGUGGACCUGAAAGACAAAGCGCGUGGCGCAGGCACGAAAGUACGACAUGAUGCGCGAGAAUUUCGAAGAGAUUUUCAAGAGGAAUUGCGUCGCAAGAGUGAGGAGCAGGCAGUAUGA